AUGUUUAAUCCAAGAAUUUCAAUUGACAAGAAUUCCCUCAAACCAUCAUCACCUCAUCAACUUUAUCAAAGAGCAAUGACUGCCUUUCAAGGAGAACAAUACUUAACAGCAUCAUUUUUACUUACAGAAGCAAUUGAUUUGAAUCCAAAUAAUAUUCAAUUUUAUGAUUGUCGAGCAGCUACAUAUGAAAAAUUAGAAAAAUUAAGUGAUGCAUUAAAUGAUGCAAAGACAAUGAUUAAGUUAUCACCAAAUUCGGCAAUGGGCUAUCUUCGUGCAGGGAAUCUUUAUAAAACUUUGAAUCAAAAGGAAGCUGCAAAAGAAAAUUAUUUACUAGGCAUAAGUAAAGUUGAUCAAGAUGAUCCUUCUUAUCAGAAAUUAUGUGAAUUUUCCAAUGAAUAUCUAAACUUGGCAGUAAAGCGUACCACCUAUGACAUAACAAUAAUUCUACCACAUGAAAUCAAUCUCGAAAUUUUUGGCUCUUUUACAUUUGCUAAUAUCUGUAGACUGACAGCAGUUUCAAAAAGAUGGCGGGAAUAUAUCAUAUCAAUGAAAAGAUUAUGGCAAGAUUUGGAUUUUCGUGUGAAUAGCAAUUUCAAAAUAACUGACAAACUUGUUAAAAUGUAUGUGCAACGUGUACAACGUGAAAAAAUAACAAUUAGAAGGAUAUUUUUUGGAGAAUCACCAAAAUUAACUGAUUGUUCAUUAAAAGUACUCAGGAAAACAAUGUGUCAUCAACUGACAAGUUUAGAAUUGAUGUCAAAUACAUUAAUAAGCGAUACAGAAAUUUGUUUAUUUAUACAUACUACUGGUCUUAAUCUAAAGCAUCUAAAUUUGUCAGAUACAAAUAUUGGCAAUAGAACAGUUCGAAAAAUAUUGACAACAUGUUCAAAAUUAGAAACAUUGGAUCUAUCAAGUUGUAAUGGUGUCACCACCGAGGCAUUUGAUCCUAAUGAUUUACAAUGUAAAGCUACUGGAAUUGCUUCAAUUAAUUUAUCUGGAUGUGAAACGGUAGAAUAUUCAGUAAUCAAUUAUUUGGUUGGAUUAUUCCCAAAGAUCAUCCAACUUGAUCUCAAAUGUAAUUCAGUAAUCACACCAGAAGUAUUUUCAAAAUUAACUAAUUAUCCUGAAUUGAAAAGAGUUGCUUUAUUUGAACACAUAAAUAAUUCUGCGGCAAGUUUUGGAAAAGAAUUUAAUAGUUUUACAACAACUUGUGUAAACUUGCAUGAGUUUACUUUGAUCAAUUGUUCAGAAAUAUCCGAUUAUUGCAUUGAAUGUUUAGUUAAGUCAUGCAAAAACUUGGAAAUAUUGGAUCUUAGUGAUUGCAAGCGAUUGACAAACCAAGCAUUGAAUGUGAUAUCAAUUUAUAGUGAGAAUCUAAAAAUUUUGAGAUUUGGUUGUUCGAUAGGGAUUGAUGAUGAUGGUGUAACAUUCUUGUGUAAAUCAAGAUUAUCCAAGAAAUUAGAAGAAAUUGAUUUUCAUGGAAAUUCAAAUAUAACAGAUAAAUCUUUGAGAAUCAUGGGAAAUUUUUUUGUCAAUUUGAGAUUGGUAAAUCUCAAAUCAUGUUGCAAUAUAACAGGAAGUGGUGUAGGUUUUUUUGUACAAAAAUGCCAAAGAUCUUUAAAAGAACUUGUAUUAAAUGGAUGUAACAAUGUUCCACCAGAUGCUAUUGAUCUUUCAAGAAAAUUAUUAAGUUUAAACGGGGGAAAAGUUUUUUACGAAUUUCGUGAACGAUAA
This is a messenger RNA of Entrophospora sp. SA101, 1734 nucleotides long. The record is from the annotation of a GenBank genome assembly. NCBI's taxonomy places the organism in Eukaryota, Fungi, Glomeromycota, Glomeromycetes, Entrophosporales, Entrophosporaceae.